Caenorhabditis briggsae is the source of this 2478-nucleotide messenger RNA. The record is from RefSeq and is a predicted model, not a curated record. The transcript is spliced from 15 exons. Bases 1 to 2478 code for a protein of 825 amino acids. NCBI's taxonomy places the organism in Eukaryota, Metazoa, Nematoda, Chromadorea, Rhabditida, Rhabditidae.
AUGGUACUAAAUGACUCAUUCUCCUCGCUCUUCUCAUCGCCGUUAAGAAAAGCAAAUGAAAGUUUCAAUGAAUCGUUCGGCGACAAGAACACUCUCUCACCCGCCACAGUUUUCCGAUGCCUUCAAAAAGAGUAUGAUCAAAUUUCCACGGUGUUACAAUCUCAUCCUCCUACAUGUUCACAGUACCAAACUUCAUUGAAUGAACUGAUUUCAUUGUUUGAACGAGCUGAGGAUCAGUCUAUGUUUGGAGUGCAAAAACUGAUUUUGUCUGUAUUUUUAAAGCUCACUGGCAAUAUUCUCAGCGUUCUCGGAAAACCGAAAUAUCAACCGACACUCUACAAACUAGCUCAGCUCAUCGCUUCGUCAAUUUCUCCUGACUUGGGAGCUGACAAUGAAAUUGAAGAGGAAAAUAUGCACAAAUGGGCAGACCGAAUUAUUAUUGAAUGCUCAAUUCAUUUGCUCGAAUUUCCAAACUAUAAGAUGGAUCUAGAAUUCAACAUUGAUGAGAUUGUCGAUGAAUUGGUUUUGGCUAGCGGAAAGUUCCAGUUUGUGAAAUCCGCUGUUUUUGUCGCAGCUCGCGACAUGGUUUCCGAAAUGGAUACAACUGUCGAAAUCACUCCGGAAUCUAGGUGCACACUAGGAAACCUUGCUGAUGAGAAUAUCCUGCGUUUAUUGUUGUGGCUGUUUCUUCGUCAGAAAUCGACUUUGAAAAGCAAUCUUCUUCCGUCACUGUUUCCAAACCUUCCGUUCACCUUGAAAGCUGAAGAAUAUGAUAGAAGUGCAGAAUGCUCAUUGUUAGACUUGAAGGUUCGUUUUCUAGCUUCAAACAAAAACUUACAUCCGAGUUUUCAGCUGUAUCUAGUUUCUCUCUCCGUGGUAUCCUCAACGACUACUGAAUCUGGAAUGACAAUGAAAUCGGCACCUACAAUUGCUUCUCAACUGUCGUUGACCAAACAUCAAAAAAAUUGCUGGAAAGCCAUAGUUGAUGCAUGUGCAGGAAAAAAGGUCGCAGCAAUUUCUCGUCUCCGCACUUCACAACUUGUCGAGUCGGUUCGUUUGAUUUCCGAUGGAUCUGAAGACGUGAGAGUUCUUUUCGACGGCUGGAAAUAUUGUCUUCAACCUUCUGCAACAUAUGAUGAUGAUGUUUAUGAGGCUAUUCAAGCUGUAACCGAGAAGUACAGAGCUAAAAUGAAUUCUCUUCUCGCAUAUGGUCCAUUCUACACAUCUGAUCCUUCCUCUUUCUCCAAAUCAGGUUCAGUGUGUCGUCGGGAUAUGAAAACUCUAUUCCCACUCCAGUUCGAUUAUGAAUUCGUCAACACCACAGAGGCAGAACACAUCGGAACGGUCAUCAACAGUCUCGAAGGAUACAUGAGUCCACAACCUGAAAACGAUGUCACUGAAGAAGAGGAUGCGGAGGUUUUGUCAACCAAAGAUUUCGAAUCUGCGGGCGACGAAACAUUCCACAGUGUCGGUUCAACGUCCGAUCAUUAUUCGUCUGCAAACAACUCUCAGUUCUUCUCUCCGCUACAACAUAAUCGUGAUUCUAUGCUCCCAUCUGCAGUCUCACAACUCAUCAGAGAAGAAUCACUUGCAAACACGUCUCAUGUUUCCACAAAAUCUCUGAUUCUGACUCCAACUCGUGGUACUUCAGCUACACCAACACAUGCGUCGCCUCAUCCAAACAUUUUUGACCUGUCCAUAGAACGACAUCAGAAUGUGUCGGUCACCGCACCAGAGAAAAGCGAUUUGGACCAUUCUGAUGAAGAAGAGGACGAACUUGAAGCAGCAUUGCUCGAAUCAACUCAAAAACACGAAAAGUGUAUCAUAGCUCUAAAGACGCCAGAAAAGUCUGUCAACGUUGAAAAACUCACCCCAACUCCUACUAAAGAUGCUCAAACUGCAACCGAUGACGCUUUCAUAUCUUCUGGUGAAAGCAGCAUUGUCACUGUUAAAUAUACUCCUAAAACGGAAUCAACAACUACUCUAAACGCUGCCCCGCCCAUUUUUAUUUCCGAUUCUGAAGAGUACGAUGAUGAAGAGUACUACGAUGAGGAUGAAGAGGAAUAUUACGACGAGAAAGAGGAAAACGACGAGAGUCUGACGGAAAAGGAAGCUUAUUUGAGUGAAUCUGAAAUCGAAAGUUUGAUGGAACAGAUUCGUGAAGCUACACUUUUCAUGUUUAGAGACAGAAGAAUGAAAAUGUUUGGACUCGAAAACCAAAAAAUACAGCUAGACAACACUAAUGAUGCCGAGAUUCUGGAAGCUGCGACGAAGAAAUUGGAAAAAAUCUCCAUGGACCUAUCUGCGACGUCGGAGAGGCUCGAUAAACUGAAAAUACCUAAUCUUACUACCAUGUUCCCGAGUACUGCUGAACCAUCUGUCCAAGUCUUACCAAUUCCUUUGCCUAAAACUGCAACAGAAGCAACCACAGUCGAUCACAAUCCACAAAAAUGUCUUGGAUGUCAGUUUUCAGAGUGA